Messenger RNA from Oreochromis niloticus (Nile tilapia), 1194 nucleotides. Its product is annotated as deleted in malignant brain tumors 1 protein-like. Gene Ontology annotation, cellular component: membrane. The record is from RefSeq and is a predicted model, not a curated record. The transcript is spliced from 6 exons. Bases 1 to 1194 code for a protein of 397 amino acids. Lineage: Eukaryota; Metazoa; Chordata; Actinopteri; Cichliformes; Cichlidae.
AUGAGUCUGAAACCUGCUGUGUCCGUCAUUUUAACUGGAUCUGGAUCGACUCGAUGUUCUGGCAGAGUUGAAGUUUAUCACAAUAACAGCUGGGGAACAGUCUGUGAUGAUGGCUGGGACUUAAAUGAUGCUGAGGUGGUUUGCAGACAGUUAAACUGUGGGUCGGCCCUGGAGGCUCCUCGAUCAGCUCACUUUGGUGCAGGAACUGGACAGAUUUGGCUUGAUCAUGUGACCUGUUCAGGAAAUGAAAGUUCUCUAACUGAGUGUCAACACAGUGGAUUUGGAUCAAACACAUGUGAACGUGGUCAGGAUGCUGCUGUCAUCUGUUCAGAUGUGAUCAGAUUGGCUGGGUCUGGAUCAACUCGAUGUUCUGGAAGAGUUGAAAUCUUUCACAAUAACAUCUGGGGAACAGUCUCUGAUUACAACUGGAACUUUAAUGAUGCUGAGGUGGUUUGCAGACAGUUAAAAUGUGGGACGGCACUAGAGAAUCCCCAAUUUGGUCACUUUGGUGAAGCAACUGGACAGAUUUGGCUCAGUGCUGUGACGUGUUCAGGAAAUGAAAGUUCUCUAACUGAAUGUCGACACUCAGGAUGGGGAAACAACUACUAUGGACAUUAUUAUGAUGUUGGUGUCAUCUGUUCAGGUAUGAUCAGAUUAGCUGGAUCAACUCGAUGUUCAGGCAGGGUUGAAGUUCAUCACAAUAACAGCUGGGGAACAGUCUGUGAUGAUGGCUGGGACUUAAAUGAUGCUGAGGUGGUUUGCAGAGAGUUAAACUGUGGGUCGGCACUGAAAGUUCCUACAUCAGCUCACUUUCGUGCAGGAACUGGAAAGAUUUGGCUUGAUCAUGUGACCUGUUCAGGAAAUGAAAGUUCUCUAACUGAGUGUCAACACAGUGGAUUUGGAUCAAACACAUGUGAACGUGGUCAGGAUGCUGCUGUCAUCUGUUCAGAUCUGAUCAGAUUGGCUGGGUCUGGAUCAACUCGAUGUUCUGGAAGAGUUGAAAUCUUUCACAAUAACAUCUGGGGAACAAUCUCUGAUUACAACUGGAACUUAAAUGAUGCUGAGGUGGUUUGCAGACAGUUAAAAUGUGGGUCGGCACUAGAGAAUCCCCAAUUUUUUCACUUUGGAUGGGGAAACAACUACUAUGGACAUUAUUAUGAUGUUGGUGUCAUCUGUUCAGGUGACAAACUAUAG